Messenger RNA from Hyalella azteca, 1970 nucleotides. RefSeq lists its product as uncharacterized. NCBI's taxonomy places the organism in Eukaryota, Metazoa, Arthropoda, Malacostraca, Amphipoda, Hyalellidae. The record is from RefSeq and is a predicted model, not a curated record.
GAGUGUGACGCUGCAGGCGCUCACGGACGCUGAGAGGGACAUCUGGAUGAGUGGGCUGGAGAGGGCGGGCCGAGAGGGCGGCUACACUCGGGGCACCUCCAGCCCACUCCUGCCCAGCCCUGCCCACUCCUCGCCCACUCCUGCCUCCAUACUGGGGUCGGCGACGGGGCAGACAUUCCUGUCCAGUAUGGGACAGUUCCUGUCGUCCAAGUUACAGUCCGUGAGCCUGGGGGGCGCCCCCGCCCACCUGGGGGGCAGCGGGCUCCCCACCUACAGCCUCCCCAAGCCCACCAAGCCCAAGCCCCUGCAGGAGAGGGACACCCGCAGGGAGAUCGGGGGCGGGGGGGCCAUCAGCGCGAACGCCCCCAUCGUGUUCGACUUAGGACCCCUGCAGGGGCUGGGGUCCGCCCCCCAGACCCCCAGCAAGACCGAGGGGCAGGCCUUCGACGCGGCCUUCCUGGGCUCCAUGCCCGUCAACGUGGCGACCGGCCCCGUGACAGUCAUCAGCGAGGUGAUCAGACGGGUGAUGAGUGCCCGUGCGCACCACAACCUCUUCUCGUCUACACCCGUCGUUUUGACGGUAGCCACGCCGUACCUGACGGUGACGGGCAGACAGGACCUCGCCGAGCACCCAGACAGUAACUGCUACAGACAGAGAUACAAACUGACGGCGUUGACGGGCUGGUGCACCCACAGGGAGAACCCGAGGCUGUUCGGGUACGUGGUGCGUGGUGUGUCCAGCCUGCAGUGCUGGGUGUAUCAUGUAACACCUCCACGCAGGCUGUUCGGGUACGUGGUGCGUGGAGUGUCCAGCCUGCAGUGCUGGGUGUAUCAGUGUGAUGACGACGCGUCGCGGGUGUGCCGCGCCAUCACCAUAGCGGACGACCCGCACGCCCGGGACAAGGAGCGCUCCCUCAUCCUCGCCAACAUCGCACAGCUCGAGGACGACCCCCAUCGCGGGGAUGACGGAGUGAUACACCCUACUGGGGACGCUGCUGGGGGGCUGGACGCUGAGGUGCUGGAGGAGCUGGACGCGCUCACAGACGACCAGCUGGCGGAGAUGGAGGCCGAGAUACAGGAGGGCGGCUACGUGCUGGAGUGAGGCGCCCCUACAUCAGGGCGGCUACGUGCUGGAGUGAGGCGCCCCUACAUCAGGGCGGCUACGUGCUGGAGUGAGGCGCCCCUACAUCAGGGCGGCUACGUGCUGGAGUGAGGCGCCCCUACGUCAGGGCGGCUACGUGCUGGAGUGAGGCGCCCCUACGUCAGGGCGGCUACGUGCUGGAGUGAGGCGCCCCUACGUCAAGGACGGCGCCCCUACGUCAGGGGCGGCGCCCCUACGUCAAGGGACAACCCCUCACUAACGCAAGAAAGUGCAUCGAUAUUUUGACGACGUCUCCCUCAUUUUUUUCAAUGACGAUUGACUUUCAUUGUACCGCUUUUCCCUAUAUGUACGACGACUUGAAUGAGUUUCUAGAUAUUGUGCGUUAUCUAGAAGCUAUUCCUCGCUGAAUAUAGGGUUACUUGCAGCUAGAAACCCCUUCUAAGUUCCGGAAUAUCUAGUAAUAUUAACAGCAAUGUCUAAUAAUGUCUAGUAACGUUAACAAUCCUGGUUAUGGUGUAGCAGUCGAAGCUUGGAGGUCAGUUUGCCGGCUUAAUUCUCUCCUAUUUAUUUAAUUUUUUUAUUUUUGUUUUGACUUCCGCAUGAUUGCAGUUUUUGGAAAAUUGAACGUUAAUAAUUUUCUUUACACUGAUGUUGUUAGUAAAGCCCAAUCUACACUCAUAAAAAAAACGUUGCAUUGUCCUAAUUGCGACGUACGAAUAAUACGUAAAGAAUAGUUCGAAUAAUAAUUUAAAUAAUAAUAAAUAAAUAAUAAUUUAUCACUCAUUUCUUUGGGAGAUGACAAUUCGUACCUAACGUGUAGGUUUCCCAGUUUAUUAUUACUAUUUUAUUGAUAUUAUUUUUUAUAUAU